This is a messenger RNA of Coregonus sp. 'balchen', 7267 nucleotides long. NCBI's taxonomy places the organism in Eukaryota, Metazoa, Chordata, Actinopteri, Salmoniformes, Salmonidae. The record is from the annotation of a GenBank genome assembly.
AUGGAGUCCAUUGUGGAAUCCAUGCAGGAGGUAAGUAAACAUUAACCAUCAAUUCACCUUCACCAUUACAUCAUUUCACCUUCACCAUUACAUCAAUAUACCUUCACCAUUAUAUCAAUUCACCUUCACAUCAAUUUACCUUCACCAUUACAACAAUUCACUUUCACCAUUGCAUCAAUUUAUUUUCACCAUUAGAACAAUUCACCACCAUUACAUCAAUUUACCGUCACCAUUACAACAAUUCACCUUCACCAUUACAUCAAUUCACUCUAAUCUCUAAUCUCAACAUCCAAUUCUACUAAAGAAGACAGACAGAGAGACAAACAUGAAGCAUAUAGGUGCUUGAAAAUAUAUAUUCCCUGCUGAAUCACUUACCUCGCAUAGCAGACCUGAAUGUCAGUGUCUCACCACUAUUCCCUGUCUCUCUGUGUAGAUAAAACACAUUAGUCCCCAUCGUCACAUCAGUUUACAGUAUCAUGGCCCAAGGCAGGCACUAUACUUCCUAUGCCACAUCAAAAGCCUCAGCAGGUGCUAGUAUAGUAGCAACCCCCUCUUUCUGCACCACCGUCGACGGACACAUCGAUCAACGGCAGCAUCUGUGUUUGUUUUGGAUUAUGGGUCAGCAGAAUGCUGGAAGUGAAGAGAAUUCCCUGGGGGGCUCUUACCUCUCUGAGCUCACACAGGCAGAUGUUGUUUAGCAUGGAAUUGAAACAGGAAAUCUGCUCUAUGAUAGUAAUUUGAUAAAGGAUAUCAGGUGAUUAUGUAGCGUGAUUUACUAUGUAUGUAGUCCCCCUCUGCAUCUACUGUAAUGUCCGUAAUCCAUCUUUAUCACUUAGUUAUUCCACACCAUAAUGUACAAAUAUACAGUGAGCUCCAUAAUUCAUUGGACAGUGACCAUUUUUUUGUUAUUUUGGUUCUGUACUCUAGCACUUUGAGUUUGAAAGGAUACAAUGACAAUGAGGGUGGAGUGCAGACUGUCAGCUUUAAUUUGAGGGUAUUUUCAUACAUAUCGGAUGAACCGUUUAGAAAUUAUAGAAGCUUUUGUACAUGGUCCCCCCCAUUUUCAGGCAUCAAAAAACAUUGGACAGUUUAACAUAAUGUAGAAUAAAGUAAUCAUUGUUAAUAUUUGGUCGCAUAUCCUUUGCAUGCAAUGACUGCUUGAAGUCUGCGAUGCAUUGACAUCAACAGACGCUGGGUAUCUUCCCUGGUGAUGCUCUGCCAGGCCUGUAGUGCAGCCAUCUUCAGUUCCUGCUUAUUUUGGGGACUUAUUGCCUUCAGUCUCCUCUUCAGCAUGUAAAAUGCAUGUUCAAUUGGAUUCAGAUCCGGUGAUUGUCUCGGCCAGUCAAGGAUUUUCCACUUUUUGGCCAUCAAAAACCCCUUUGUUGCUCUAGCAGUAUGUUUAGGGUCAUUGUCUUGUUGCAUGAUGAAGUGCCGUCCAAUGAGUUUGGAGGCAUUUGGUUUUAUCUGAGCAGAUAAAAUAUUUCUGUAGACUUUCAUUCAUUGUUCUACUUCUGUCUGCAGUCACAUCAUCGAUAAAGACAAGUGAGCCUGUUCCACUGGCAGCCAUACAGGCCCAAGCCAUAACACCCCCUCCACGGAUGAGGUGGUAUGCUUUGGAUCAUGGGAAUUUCUUUUUUUUCUCCACACUUUCCUCUUUCCAUCCCUCUGGUACAUGUCAAUCUUUGUAUCAUCUGUCCACAAUACUUUUUUCCAGAACUCUUGGGGCUCUUUUAGGUGCUUUUUAGCAAACUGUAAUCUCGCCUUUCUGUUCUUCAGACUUAUCAGUGGUUUGCAUCUUGUAGUGUACCCUCUGUAGUCCUGCUGGUGUAGUCUUCUACGUAUGGUAGACUUUGACACAUCUACACCUGCAUCCAGGAGAGUGUUUUUGAUCUGUUGGGCUGUUGUCAGGGGGGUUUUCUUCACCAUAGAGAGUAUUCUCCGGUCAUCCACUACAGUGGUCUUCCUCAGUCUACCGGGUCUUUUGACAUAAUUGAGUUCACCGGUUGUUUUUUUCUUGUUAAUGAUGAACCAAACUGUUGACUUGGGCAUGGCCAGGGUUUUUGCAAUGUUCCUGAUUGAUUGAUUUUCAUUUCUGAGCCUUAUGACGGCCAGCUUCAUUUGCAUCGACACUGCUGUCUUCCUCAUGUUGUCACACCCCAACAACAACCUCCAAAGGCAAUAGCAAAGUCUAGAAUCAAUACUAUUCAUCAACAGCUCUCCUGCAUUCACUAACGACACAAAUUAAUACACCUGCCUAAUGACACACAUCUGUGAAGCCAAUUUAACAAAUACUUGUAGUACCUUAAAAUGGGGGGACCAUGUACAAAAGGUGCUGUCAUUUCUAAAUGAUUCAUCCGAUAUGUAUGAAAAUAGCCUCAAAUUAAAGCUGACAGUCUGCACUUCACCCUCAUUGUCAUUGUAUCCUUUCAAACUCAAAGUGCUAGAGUACAGAACUAAAAUAACAAAAAAAUGGUUACUGUCCAAUGAAUUAUGGAGCUCACUGUAGAUUGGGGCCAUAUUCAAUAUUAUUCAAUAUCUCAAAUAUGGUAAAUAAGAAUGUGUGUUGGUUUUUGCUGCAUGUGUUUGAGUGUAUGUGCUUGGGGCAUGUGUUUUGAAUUGUGUAAAUCUGUGUGUGUGUGUGUGUGUGUGUGUGUGUGUGUGUGUGUGUGUGGGGUGUAUGUUCAGAGUGCCCAGGAGUCAGAGGAGAUCCAGGAUGAACUGAAUGAGAAGGUGGACAGGUUGAAGGCUGAGCUGGUGGUCUUUAAGAGUCUUAUGAGCGAUGUGAGUAUAGCAUACACACCCUCCCUUCACACUCCACUGCAGCACACUGUCACAGACUGACAGAUACCACAGUCAUAUUCCUGUUAAAAGGAUGCCAAUUAUAUUCUCAACAAUACAACAGCAGUGGUUGUAUUGACAGUAGUAUUGUUCUUCAUAGGUGAUGAUAGAUGUUGUCAGUCAUACUGUAGAGGUCCUUUGGGCUUCAUUCAUCAUCCUGAACACUCAGAGACUUCGCUCCAGGACAGGCUAGCAGAUUCACACCCCUCCUUAUUUGGAUUUUUACCCAGCAAUGGAAACAUAUUCUGCUGCAAACGCAAGAGGGCCUUUCAGAUAGGCAUUCAUUGAAUGCUCAGAUAGCAAGCGUUCAUAAACAGACAGUCAAUCAGCAGGACCUUACGCUAUGUCUGCGCAGCACUUUAUUUUUCCCAUGGAGCUUGGCUCUAGUGUGACGGCUGUAAUAUAUUGCAGCUGGCUCAGCCUUAGCUUUUGUUUGGUCAGGAAUGAAUACACAAAACUAGCAAGGAGUCGUUUGGAUUUCCGUUGAAACCAUUCUAGCUUGGCACCCUCUCUUAUUUACUUCUGUAUUUAACUGGCCAUGUCGGUUAGUGGCAUUAUGGGUAAUAGCAGCUUCCUCCUCAUGGCACAAAUAUCUGUAGUCAGAGAAGGAUACAGUUGAAGUCGGAAGUUAACAUACACCUUAGCCAAAUACAUUUAAACUCAGUUUUUCACAAUUCCUGACAUUUAAUCCUAUUCCCUGUCUUAGGUCAGUUAGGAUCACCACUUUAUUUUAAGAAUGUGAAAUGUUAGAAUAAUAGUAGAGAGUGAUUUAUUUCAGCUUUUAUUUCUUUCAUCACAUUCCCAGUGGGUCAGAAGUUUACAUACACUCAAUUAGUAUUUGGUAGCAUUGCCUUUAAAUUGUUUAACUUGGGUCAAACGUUUUGGGUAGCCUUCCACAAGCUUCCCACAAUAAGUUGGGUGAAUUUUGGCCCAUUCCUCCUGACAGAGCUGGUGUAACUGAGUCAGGUUUGUAGGCCUCCUUGCUCGCACACGCUUUUUCAGUUCUGCCCACAAAUUUUCUAUAGGAUUAAGGGCUUUGUGAUGGCCACUCCAAUACCUUGACUUUGUUGUCCUUAAGCCAUUUUGCCACAACUUUGGAAGUAUGCUUGGGAUCAUUGUCCAUUUGGAAGACCCAUUUGCGACCAAGCUUUAACUUCCUGACUGAUGUCUUGAGAUGUUGCUUCAAUAUAUCCACAUAAUGUUCCUUCCUCAUGAUGCCAUUUUCCAAGCUGUUUAAAGGCACAGUCAACUUAGUGUAUGUAAACCUCUGACCCACUGGAAUUGUGAUACAGUGAAUUAUAAGUGAAAUAAUCUGUCUGUAAACAAUUGUUGGAAAAAUUACUUGUGUCAUGCACAAAGUAGAUGUCCUAACCGACUUGCAAAAAUGAUAGUUUUUUUAAAAGGGACAUUUGUGGAGUGGUUGAAAAACGGGUUUUAAUGACUCCAACCUAAGUAUGUAAACUUCCGACUUCAACUGUAUAUGCAGUACAGUAGUACAUAUGAGGCAACACACAGUGUGACCUGAUAGACCUCCAGGGUAGUGAAUAAACACUGUGAUUUGGGACGUGUCCUUUGAAUAGGUGUACUUUGUCGUUGCUCACUAUUAAGGGCGGUCGACGUCUGAGUUCCCAAUAUGUCAGGCGUUCCCAAUAUGUCAGGAGGGAUCUGGAUAUGAAAGUAAGAGAUACCUCUAUUCCUGCCUUCCCACUUCCCUUCACCCUAGAAUCAAAAUACUAGCCUUUCCCUUACCACACUACUGUGAAACAGUGUUGUGAGUGUUGUAGACAGUGAAGUAUAGAAUUGUUUGGUCAUAACUAGCAUAUUAGAGUAAAUGCAAAUUAUUGAGUGACAAAAAGAAGCAUGAGAUGCAGCAGUGAUCAAAUUCACCUUGGAGUGUAGGAUGUUUCCUUUGUACCUUCACAGAGAUGUUGCAUGAUGUGUUAUUGACCCAGACUGACUGGAUGUGGGUUUCUGCUGGGUCUGCAAUCUAACCAUAGUGUAUUCAAUUGACUUUAAUACUGCUUCAAAGGCCAGUCACAGAUACACACUCAUGGACGAACUCAGCAUGUGACUUAUGUUAUUCAUAUCAGUCCGAUAGCUUUGAAAUGCCUUUAGACAUUUGUUGAGUACAGUAAGUAGAGGUUUUGGGUGGAUGAUUCUCCGCUUCACAGCCAACACAGACACCUCUCCUUCCUCUCCAGCAAAUGUCUGACCUGGACACUAAGAUCCAGGAGAAAGCCAUGCGGGUGGACAUGGACAUCUGCCGGCGCAUCGACAUCACCGCCAAACUGUGUGACGUGGCUCAGCAGCGCAACUCAGAGGACAUGUCCAAGAUGUUCAACGUCAGCCCGGCCAGGUCGCUCCCAGAGAGGGUGUGUAUCUAUCUGUAUGUUAGGCCUCAGUCUGAAACAACUAACAGUAUACUGCUGCUACACUUUCUUCUACAUAGGCAGACACACACAGCCACAAACACAAUGCUCAUUGACCCUUCCUCCAUAUAUACACACACACACACACUCGCUGCUCAGUAGUGAACUGACGCUGUGACUUUCCACGCUGCACCACGUUAUCACAUUGUGCCGACAGUGCUGGCUAAAGCCAAAAUAUGAAUCCAGCCAGAAUCAAACCAGAAGCUUUUUAGGUGGUGCAAGGUACUGCCUAAAUUAUUAAUGUCAGAUUAGACAAACUGCCCAAAAUUCAGUCCUGCAUUGAUGCAGUGAGUGAGUAUCCUGGUUGGGCGUGUGUGUUCCAGGGUGCCAUGGCGUGCUGCAGGAAGAAGGAGCACAGGCCUGUAUCUGAUGAGGACAGCUCUGAGAUGGAUGCGGACCCCAGCACCAGUACCUCAGAGGAGGAGGAGGUCCCUCUUAACAUCACUGAUGAAAUGAAACGAAUGCUCAACCAACUGUGAGUCAGCCUUCACACGCACACUCAUUACAGCUAUUCAGGAAGAAAAGAGCUGCCUUCAUUAUGACCCCCUCCACACACACGCACGCACACACACACACACACACCACAGGAGGCUGCUGAUGGGAGAAUGGCUCAUAAUAAUGUCCGGAACGGAGCAAAUGGAAUGGCAUCAAACACCUGUCACUGUCUCAAGUCUUUCUCAAACACUGUAUGUAGUCCUGCAUGUCUUCUCUAUGCAUCUUUCUUCCUCCUCUGUGUUUGGACCUCUUGUGAAUGUGGUGCCUGUUGUGUUUCUCCUCCUUUCCUCCCCCUCUCUCUUUUUCCUUCCUCUCCCUGUCUCUGUGCCACACAGACAUUGUUCAGAUGAUAAUUGUGUUGCCAGGAGGGAGACAUUUGACAUUGAUGACGACUGUGACAGCCUGACGUGGGAAGAGAAUGACGAGACCCUGUUGCUAUGGGAGGACUUCACCAACUAUAACAUCCAACCUGGUGCCAUCACCACGGCAAACUGCACAGCCACCAGCGCAGCCAACAGCAACACAGAGGAGCCUGUGAGUCGGAUUAGAUACCACACAGUAAAUGUCAAGGAUACAUAUGUACAGGACAAUGCAAAAACAUUUCAAUUACCACUACCUGCUGAUAUACUAAUGGUCAAGGGUACAGGAGGGCAUUGAGGAGUCGGUUACCUACCAGACUUCCCAUCCAUUCAUAUUCAGCAAACUCAAAUGUUUGCAGUAAAAUAACUUAUUUUCAUUUUGACUUGGCGGUCAAAUCCUGCCCAUUGUUAUGCUCACAGUUGAGAAAUGAAAUGCAAUAUACAAAGUGAGUGAGUGUUUUAGCUAAUCCUCUUUGCUUCUUCCCAGGUCUCUCAGGAUGGAAGCCUGGGCAGCCUCAUAGAUGAGACCGAAUCACUAUUCAAGACCAGAGAGCAGGAGUACCAGGAGACCAUUGGUGCGAUUGAGGUGAACAGGCUGUGUGUGUGUGUGUGUGUGUGUGUGUGCGUGUAUGAGAGAGAGAAUGUGACAAAAAUAGAGGGAGAAUGAAAUUCCCUGAGAUGUAUCUGCCUGUUAGAGAUCUAUUGUAUCUAAUAUAAAUACCUGUCAAUUAACAGUACAUGGGAGGACAACGACUGCCUUUGAUUUGUUGGUUGUUUUGUCCCUCUUGCUGUUUGGUUUUGAUUUGUGACUCCGGUGACGAUUCAUCUGGCCAGAGUGACUCAGUCCCUGGCAGGGCUGGCACCUGUCCCAGCUCAACGUCACUGAUGUCUCUUUCUCUCUCUCCUCCCUACCCUCUCUCUUCGGUCUUCCUUACUCUAUCCCCUUCUCUCUCUUUCUCUGGCUCCCUUUCUCCUCUCCCAUCAUCUCUCCCUCCCACUCAGAUGGAGCUAGCCACAGCGAAGAGUGACAUGAACAGACACCUGCAUGAGUACAUGGAGAUGUGUAGCAUGAAGCGUGGUCUGGACGUGCAGAUGGAGACAUGCAGGAGGAUGAUCAAAGGGGGCAGGAACUCUUCCCUCCGUUAG